Messenger RNA from Stylonychia lemnae, 720 nucleotides. The record is from the annotation of a GenBank genome assembly. NCBI's taxonomy places the organism in Eukaryota, Ciliophora, Spirotrichea, Sporadotrichida, Oxytrichidae.
AUGGUUGAUUAAGCACGUAAAUACUCUGUCCUCCUGCCUACCUACAACGAGAGAGAAAACCUCCCUCUAAUCAUUUGGCUUCUUAUGAAAACAGCAACAGAAGAAAAACUUAACAUGGAGGUCGUGAUUGUAGAUGAUAACUCUCCAGAUGGUACACAAAGUGUGGUCAAGGACCUGCAGCGCAUAUAUGGUGAGGACAAGAUCAAGUUGCAUGCCAGACCAGGCAAGAUGGGUCUGGGGAGUGCUUAUAUUGACGGUCUUUCCAAGUGUACCGGCAACUUCGUGAUUCUUAUGGAUGCUGAUCUCUCUCAUCAUUUCAUCCCCGAGUUCAUCAAGAGGCAAAAAGAGACUAAUGCAGAUAUAGUUACUGGCACUAGAUAUCUUCCUGGUGGAGGAGUCUAUGGUUGGGACUUGAACCGUAAACUGACGUCAAGAGUAGCUAACUUCAUUGCCAGCACAAUCCUAAACCCAAAGGCUUCAGAUUUGACAGGCUCUUUCAGACUGUACAAGAAAGAAGUUCUAGAUAGAAUUAUGCCUUUAGUGAAGAGCAGAGGCUAUGUGUUCCAGAUUGAAAUUAUCGUAAAGGCUCAAUACAUGGGUUAUCAAAUUCAAGAGGUGCCCAUCACAUUCGUUGAUAGAAUUUACGGAGAGAGUAAGCUAGGCGCAAAUGAGAUUGUUAGUUACUUGCAGGGUAUUGUUGACUUAUUUGUUGAUGUUUGA